AUGUAUGCUCUCAGUGAUCCCAAAGAUAAGGAACUACAACAAACUUGUCCUCAUGAGCAUUCAAUGAAAUGUGAAGAAUGUGAAAAUCUAAAAUUUGUCAUCAAAGAUAUUGAAGAAAAAGUCGAAAACCUGUGCCAACAUUCCAGCAUGACAGAAAGGCGGGAAGAUAUGCUCUACGACCUAAAACAGGCUGCAAAGGAUAUUUUUGACUGGAAGUCUCACAUAUUGCGCUCGACCAAUCAAGAGAAUGGGAAGCAGGACGCCCUUCGGCAACUCGAUGAGAAGACAGUUCUAGUGGUCAUGGACUGGGCCAUGAAGUUCCAGCCGAGAAAAUAUCGAGAGAAACAAUCUGAAUGGUUUGGGAAACGUGGGUUGUCGUGGCAUGUUAGCAGCGUUAUUUCAAAGCAUGAUGACACAUUGAGCGUGCAGUCUUUUGUUCACUUAAUUGACAAUAGUAACCAAGACUGGUUUUCAGUGGCGUCAAUUGUAGAAAAUCUUCUUCAGACAGUGAAACAGGAAAACCCGCAGAUAACUAAAGCAUUUUUAAGGUCGGAUGAAGCGGGCUGUUAUCACAACAAUAUGCUGAUUUUAGCGUGCAAUGAUCUUUCUCAGUCAAGUGGUGUACAGAUUGUAGGGUAUGAUUUCUCUGAGCCGCAAUGUGGGAAAGACAUUUGUGAUAGGAUUAUUUGUCCAAUGAAGUCAACUAUCAAUUCUUUCUGCAAUGAGGGACACAACAUUCUUUCUGCCGUUGACAUGCACACUGCGUUAAAAGAACGACCGGUAAAAGGAGUGACUGCCAGCGUUGGAGUGAUCGACGAAUCUAAAAAUACUUUCGACGUUCAAAAAAUGGACGGAUUCAGCAAAUUCCUCGACUUUCGCUUUGAAAAGAAUAAGCUAAGAGUCUGGAGGGCUUACGGUAUCGGAAAGGGUAAAGUAGUUAAAACUAAAUCUCUGUACAAAAAUCGCCUGGUUCACCCUUCUUUACUGCACCUGUCAGAUGAGCAUGGAUUCUUUCCUUGCAAAAGUAGAACAAUGGACACAAAGGAAGAUGCAAAGAAGAAUGAAGAUCAAGAGAUUCAUGUAUUUGAUUGCAAUGAGCCAGGGUGCGAUAAGUCGUUUGACACAUUAUCUGAUCUGGAACUCCAUCUAGAUGUUGGAAACCACCAAUCCUCUACACAUCGGCCUAAAGAGAAUUUGUACGAUUCCCUAAGACGAGACUGGGCUAAGCAGUUUUCCACCAUCACAAAUCUCAAGCCAAACAAGGACAAAGCGAAACACAAGGAACUGCUGUUUGGUGGUUCUUCUGAAUUAUGUGAAGGGUGGGCGUUGGCAACUAGUUCAGGAAAUGCUCGUUUUGCAGAGCACGUAAAGUCAUACUUAACCACAAAAUUCGACCUGGGUAUAACGACCGGUAACAAAAUCACACCAAAAGAGGUUGCACAAGACAUGCGUCGUGCAAGGAACGAGGAAGGGGAAAGACUCUUUUCAAGAGACGAGUGGCUGAAAGAGAGCCAGAUUAAAGGCUUCUUUUCUAGGCUGACAUCCUCACGAAAAAGAUCAGCACCUUUAGAAACCGAAGAAGAAUCAGACGAUGAGUGGGAAGAGUAUGAAAAUGAACUAGAGUUGCUAAAUUUUAUCCAUGAACGCAUUGGCUUGAAGCAUCCAAUUAUCUAUGAUACUUUUAACCUUUGUGAAUAUGCUGCAAAAGGAAGACUCGCAAAACUUAAUAAUACUAUAUUAAAAGAAAUUCUUGAUCACUAUGAAAUAAUUUACACAUCAAAGGAAAGAAAACAAGACUUUGUAACAAAGAUCGAGGAAAUGGUGAAAGAAUGUGGGUGCCUGCAUUGCCAUUGA
Messenger RNA from Paramuricea clavata, 1854 nucleotides. NCBI's taxonomy places the organism in Eukaryota, Metazoa, Cnidaria, Anthozoa, Malacalcyonacea, Plexauridae. The record is from the annotation of a GenBank genome assembly.